This is a messenger RNA of Drosophila subpulchrella, 600 nucleotides long. RefSeq lists its product as uncharacterized. Bases 205 to 342 code for a protein of 45 amino acids. The record is from RefSeq and is a predicted model, not a curated record. Lineage: Eukaryota; Metazoa; Arthropoda; Insecta; Diptera; Drosophilidae. The transcript has a single exon.
UUACCAGGCCGGCAACUGGGAAACUACCCUUACUCCGGCGAUCCCACAAUCCGACCACCAGUUUCCGCACCAGGGGAAAACACAUCGCUUGGAGCUGCCAUAAAUUCCAGACGCCACCAAGCCGAGCGCUCAGUAUCGUUCCGAAGCCAGACGAGUGAAGAUUGCUAAUUGCUAAGCCCCCAACCAGUUGUCGAGCACCAGAACAUGGAGAUCAUUCGAUUCGUUGACAGCGCUCUCAGAGCUUUGAUCGCCGGCAGCCUUCUCAUCCUGAUGACGGCCAUAUACCGGGAGGACAACAACGCCGGCUCCCACUACAUCCACCCCAGACACACCAUGCACUGACUCCGCCGGGGUCUCUGGAUUCCGAUUUCACCUAGUCCCCUCGAAAAUGCGCCAGAAUAACCGGUUGAGUUUAGUGCCGAUUCGACAACAAAUCGUCAUAUCAACAAACUGAAAAAAUAACGUUAGACGCAUUAUUUUCAAUUCAAAACUCGCCCCCUCGUAAAAUAGAAUAACUAAUCUUGUAUAUACUAAAUUAUGUUUAAUCCUCUAAUAUAAACAAUUAAUAUAUCAUUGUGUUAAUUAUUAGAAUAACAACAA